Messenger RNA from Eupeodes corollae, 2067 nucleotides. RefSeq names its product probable methylcrotonoyl-CoA carboxylase beta chain, mitochondrial (gene Mccc2). Gene Ontology annotation, molecular function: methylcrotonoyl-CoA carboxylase activity. The transcript is spliced from 4 exons. The record is from RefSeq and is a predicted model, not a curated record. The coding region runs from base 135 to 1877 and encodes 580 amino acids. Gene Ontology annotation, cellular component: mitochondrion; methylcrotonoyl-CoA carboxylase complex. NCBI's taxonomy places the organism in Eukaryota, Metazoa, Arthropoda, Insecta, Diptera, Syrphidae. Gene Ontology annotation, biological process: L-leucine catabolic process.
CUGUCAAGUGACGUCACAAAAGUCGAUAUUAAAUAUUCCACCUGUCGUUAUCGUUAUCAUUGCACUGUUUUAUUUUUUAACUUUUUUUGUUUUGUUUUUUACUUUGUAAAUAAUUUGUUCACUUAAUAACGAUUAUGUUAAGAAUAUCUACUAAAAUCUGCACAACACUAUGCACUCCAAUGACACGCAAAAGCUUUUGCUGUCGGUUACUUCAUAUCAGCGAAACCGACGUCAUAACGACCUCCAUAGAUAAGGAUUCAAAGGAUUUCCAACAAAAUGAAACCGAAAUGAAGAAUCUUGUAAGUGAGCUGCGAAAUCAUACAGCAAAAGCUUUAAGUGGUGGUGGCCCAAUAGCUGUGGAGAGGCACAGGUCUCGAGGAAAACUUCUGGCUCGUGAGCGUAUUGAUAAACUUGUUGACAGUGGAACUGCAUUCCUGGAACUAAGUUCACUAGCUGGACAUGAGUUGUAUGGCAAAGAAGUAAUCAAUUCAGGGGGUAUCGUCACCGGAAUAGGAAGGAUUUGUGGAACGGAGUGUGUAAUUGUUGCCAAUGAUGCCACAGUCAAAGGUGGAACCUACUACCCGGUCACAGUGAAGAAACAUCUUCGCGCCCAAGAGAUAGCCCAAGAGAAUCGUUUGCCUUGUAUCUACUUGGUGGAUUCUGGAGGUGCCAACCUGCCACGCCAAGCAGAAGUCUUCCCCGACAAGUGGCACUUUGGACGGAUAUUUUACAACCAAGCGAACAUGUCAGCGCUUGGUAUUCCUCAAAUAGCAGUGGUCAUGGGUAGUUGCACAGCUGGUGGAGCGUAUGUCCCAGCUAUGGCUGAUGAGAGUAUCAUUGUUAGAAAACAGGGAACUAUCUUCUUGGCUGGGCCGCCAUUAGUUAAAGCAGCCACAGGGGAAGAAGUGUCUGCAGAGGAUCUCGGUGGAGCCGACCUUCAUUGCAAAACGUCUGGAGUUACAGAUCACUACGCCACCGACGAUGAGCACGCUCUCUAUUUAGCUCGAAAAAUUGUUAGUAAUUUCAAUAUGCCUGAAACUAACUCCUACACGCACAAUGACUCUGAAACUCCAAUGGUUAGCCCACAAUCAAUUCCUUCUUUCUAUGAAGAACCUAAAUACGACCCUAAAGAAAUAUACGGAAUAGUGGGACCCAAUCUUACCAAAAGCUUUGACGUUCGAGAGGUCAUUGCUCGAGUUGUAGAUGGAAGUCGAUUUAAUGAAUUCAAGAAGUUCUACGGAGAAACUCUAGUGUGUGGCUUUGCAAAGCUGUAUGGCCACACUGUCGGCAUUGUUGGCAACAAUGGAGUUUUGUUCUCAGAGAGCGCUCUGAAAGGGGCUCAUUUUAUCCAAUUGUGUGCUCAGAGGAAUAUUCCUUUGGUUUUUCUUCAGAACAUCACUGGAUUCAUGGUUGGCAGGGAUGCUGAAGCCAAUGGAAUUGCCAAGAACGGAGCGAAGAUGGUUACUGCUGUGGCUUGUGCAAAUGUCCCCAAAUUCACCGUCGUUAUUGGAGGAUCCUAUGGAGCUGGAAAUUACGGAAUGUGUGGCCGUGCAUAUUCCCCACGGUUCCUAUUCAUGUGGCCCAAUUCACGUAUUUCAGUGAUGGGUGGGGCUCAGGCAGCUAAUGUCCUUGCUCAAGUCACUUCCGACCAGAAAAAACGAGAUGGCAAGGAAUUGAGCGAAGUAGAAAUCAAUAAGAUGAAAUCUUCGAUUGAGGAGCGGUUCGAAAAAGAGGCUUCUCCUUAUUACAGCACAGCUAGAUUAUGGGAUGAUGGAGUUAUUGAUCCAGCUGAUACUAGAAAAGUUUUGGGAUUGAGUUUGAUUUCUUCGCUAAGGAACUCUAAAAAUCAAACAAAGUUUGGUAUUUUCAGAAUGUAAUUUUGAAGAUGGUAAAGAAUCUAUUUUUAAUCUUUGGUGCAUUGUGAAUGCUUUAAGACGAAAUAUAACAGAAUCUGUUGCAUUUAUUAGAUUUAAGUAAAGAAAUGUUGGCAUUUAUAUUUUUAUAAAUAAAUUCAGUUUACUGAAUAUGGUUUAUUGUUAUUAAUAAAGUUUUAAUACUUUUUAUAAA